UGUCAUUUGAUGUAUUUCGUUUGAUCUUGCGAAUGCUAAUGCAGGUUGAUUGUUUCGCAAAGAAUCGAAGUAAAUCUGAUAAAAAUAUUCGGUUGCCGGUCUUUGCCGUCAAAUUAACACAGCAAAGCAUAACAGAAUUACCGAAAACAAAUUUUAGGAUAAAUAACCAGAUAUGUCCAAGCACAAAUCUGGUGAGGAAUGGGAAGAAAUUGUCCGUGGUAUCGAGGACGACGGUAAAGAUGGAAUCGAUACCUUGGAAGAUUUGGAAGAAAAGAUGCGAAAAACUCCAAAGGGAAUGUUUGUUAGCGGCUGGGAUGAUCCAGACGAUCUUAUCGAAGAGGACAAAAAUCCGGAAGCUUCACUUGAGCGAUUAUUUCUGUGGGCCGCUGGUGAGAAUAAGUUAGAUGUGGUGGAAGAAGUAAUUAAUAAAAAGCCAACGGUGAUCACUGCAAUUGAUAGUGAUGGUUACACGGCUUUGCAUAAAGCAUGUUAUAACAACAAUCAAGCUAUGGCCGAACUGUUACUCGCACAUGGAGCCGAUCCGAACGCCCGUACUGAGCUCGGUUGGACACCACUUCAUUCGGCUUGUAAAUGGAACAACGCAGGGUGCGCCGCGCUACUACUACAACAUGGUGCUGACAUAAAUGCUGUUUCGCAGGGAGAUCAAACGCCUUUGCACGUUACCGCCACGGUAUCUAACAGCAGAAACACUUUAAUUACAUUACUUAUGGACGAAAGAAUCAAGCCGGAUUUGAAAAAUAAUUCCAAUGAAACCGCUGCCGAUAUCGCCAGGAGAAGUGGGGACAUGCUUCCAUUGUUCAAGAUGGCUCAGUCGGCGUUAACGGUAGAAACAGGGAUUUUAGACUAAUUAAUACGUUUUUAAAAUUACGCUUUAAAUAUUUGGUGGCAGUAUGAGU
This is a messenger RNA of Malaya genurostris, 917 nucleotides long. RefSeq names its product ankyrin repeat domain-containing protein 49 (gene Ankrd49). Bases 173 to 868 code for a protein of 231 amino acids. NCBI's taxonomy places the organism in Eukaryota, Metazoa, Arthropoda, Insecta, Diptera, Culicidae. The record is from RefSeq and is a predicted model, not a curated record. Gene Ontology annotation, molecular function: protein binding. The transcript is spliced from 2 exons.